This is a messenger RNA of Penicillium atrosanguineum, 351 nucleotides long. RefSeq lists its product as uncharacterized. The transcript has 3 exons. NCBI's taxonomy places the organism in Eukaryota, Fungi, Ascomycota, Eurotiomycetes, Eurotiales, Aspergillaceae. The record is from RefSeq and is a predicted model, not a curated record. The coding region runs from base 1 to 351 and encodes 116 amino acids.
AUGUCGCCAAGAAUCUUUGUCACUGGUGCUACCGAUCAUGUCGGUGGAUACACCACUGAUUUCCUGAUGGCUGCUCACCCAGACGGAGUGAAGAACAAUGUGCCCACGGCGAUCAUCUGCCCUCCCCGGAUUUACGGCGUCGGAGAGGGUCCGAUUAAGACGCACAGCAUUCAUAUUCCCUACUUGAGUGAGGCUAUUCUAAAACGGGGACGCGGCACCCAAGAUAUCCAUGUCGGUGACGUGUCAAGAGCCUGUGUUCUCUUGAUUGAAGAAGCACUGAGGCCCAGGGCGGCUAAGCUCAAUGGAGGGUCCGAGGGUUAUCACUUCGUAGAAUCGGGCCAAUUCGCGUAG